Canariomyces notabilis is the source of this 1108-nucleotide messenger RNA. RefSeq lists its product as uncharacterized. Gene Ontology annotation, biological process: endoplasmic reticulum to Golgi vesicle-mediated transport. Lineage: Eukaryota; Fungi; Ascomycota; Sordariomycetes; Sordariales; Chaetomiaceae. Gene Ontology annotation, cellular component: endoplasmic reticulum-Golgi intermediate compartment; endoplasmic reticulum membrane; COPII-coated ER to Golgi transport vesicle. Gene Ontology annotation, molecular function: D-mannose binding. The transcript has 4 exons. The record is from RefSeq and is a predicted model, not a curated record. Bases 82 to 1032 code for a protein of 316 amino acids.
UCGGCCUACUGCACAUUUCAUCGCUCCUUUUCUUCUCUCUCCUGGUUUCCUUUCUCUUCUUCCUCAUCGACGGCGGGGACAAUGUUGGUGUCGCCGACCUUGUCAGCCUUGUGGCUGGCCACGCUUGCUUGGGGUGCAGUUCAGGCGGAUGAGGAGAAUAUCAAGAGCAUUGGGCUGAGAACACAUACGCUUGUGCAGCCAUACCUUGAUUCGGACAUGCAAAGUCGGUGGUAUGACUUUGGAGGCGAUACGAUUGUCCGCACCGACCAGUACAUCCGCUUGACUUCUGACCACCCGUCACAGAAUGGGUGGCUCUUUUCCAGAGUGCCAUUGACCGCGACAAACUGGGAGGUUGAGGUGGAAUUCAAGAUUCACGGGAAGAACCAGCUGUAUGGCGAUGGCUUCGCCAUGUGGCUCACGAAGGAGCGUGGGAAAGUCGGUCCUGUGUUUGGCAGUGCCGAUCGGUUUGAAGGCCUGGGCAUCUUCUUCGACACGUACAAGAACAACCGCCCCGGUGUCGUCUUCCCCUACGUGAUGGCCAUGGUCGGCGACGGCAAGACAUCGUACGAUAAAGACACGGAUGGCAAGGACACCGAGUUCGCCGGCUGCUCAGCCAGGGGUAUUCGGCAUGCCAGCGUCCCCACCAAGUUCCGCCUGACCUACUUCCAGGACAAGUACCUUAAGCUGGAGCUGCAGUACAAGUCUGAGGGCGAGUGGACCCUAUGCUUCGAGACCAACGAGCCGCCAGCUCUUCCCCAGGUCGCCUACCUCGGCUUCAGCGCCGAAACGGGUGAACUGAGCGACAACCACGACAUCAUCUCCGUGAACGCCAAGAAUCUUUACACCGCCCAGCCGACCGGCCGGCCUACCCCCGGCAGUGGCAAAGGCAGAAAGGCGGCCUCUAAGGAAGGGGGCGGCGGCAGCUGGACUUGGUUCUUCAUGAAGAUAGUCUUUUUUUGCCUGGUCAUCGGCGGCUCAUACGUGGGGUAUACGGCUUGGCGAUCAAACAACAACAAGCGCCAUCGCUUCUGAUGAACUGGUGGUUUGAGGUAGAGUGCAGGAUGGGAAUUCGAUCAUCAAAAGCGGCCGAAAAGACUGGCAGGGCAAG